This is a messenger RNA of Polistes canadensis, 2506 nucleotides long. RefSeq names its product free fatty acid receptor 4-like. The transcript is spliced from 8 exons. Gene Ontology annotation, cellular component: membrane. Bases 975 to 2303 code for a protein of 442 amino acids. Lineage: Eukaryota; Metazoa; Arthropoda; Insecta; Hymenoptera; Vespidae. Gene Ontology annotation, biological process: G protein-coupled receptor signaling pathway. The record is from RefSeq and is a predicted model, not a curated record. Gene Ontology annotation, molecular function: G protein-coupled receptor activity.
UAAAAAUUCGCGUGAACUGUUAAACUCUGUUGUAUUCUAAUUUACGCGGUAUUUUUAAAGUGAAAUUUCUUUUUAUUUAAAAAAUGAUAAUCUCUUGAUUAUAUAGAUUAUUGUUAUUAUUAUUAUUAUUUAAAAGGAGUCAAUGACAUUUGACAUUGCUUACUUCAAGGUACAACGAUGACUUGCGCGGGAUAUUUUAUAGAGAGAGAGAGAGAGAGAGAGAGAGAGAGAGAGAGAGAGAGAGAGAGAGCUUUUAUUCGAAGUAUAAGCUCUACCUACGAAUGAUGGUAACUCGAAGUUGGUCAGUCAGUGAAAAGUGUUCGUUCGCGACACUCCUAACGUUCAUUCAAUCUUUCGGUUAUCGUGUUAUUUAUGUUUUCAUAUUACCGAUAUUAAUGAACUCAUUAAAAUCAGAUAAAAUGUAAGGUUUAGUAAUCGUUCGUUCAACAAAGUAUGAUCGGCAUUUGAAUUUUUAAAAGUUGGCGCGGAAUUUCAAAUGUUCGUUAUAUCUGAAAGUGUCGUGUUAUCGAAUUUGAAAAAAAUAUUAAUAUUUAGAUGAUAAUGAUGAUGGUGUCAAAGGAAUAUAUUUUAUUUGAAAGAUAAAUGGUCUUUCGUAAAUGAUAAUUAUCUUAACAUAAAUUUGUUAAACUAGACACAUUACCGAGUCUUAAAGAUCGUAAGGAGGAACGAAGACGAAACGUGUACGCACGUACAUAAAUCGUGAAAGCAACGUCAGAACAUGUUGAAUUGCAAUAGUCAUUUAUUAACUCGCAGAUCAAAAUACGCCACGAAUGAACAAUCCAUUGAGAUACUAUGCCGAUAGAUAAAAUAAAUGUUAACAAAAUAUAAGCUCACAAUAGAUGGAAAAAUUUGUCCGGGUACUAUGAGGGUGUAUCGUUCGGUAAAAAAAAUGGCAGAUGUAAUAAAAGUGAAGAUUUGACGAGUGAGAAGAAAAAAAAGAAGUAAAACAAACAAUGACAAACAUAAAUUCAUCCUACCGAUGGGGAAAGAACGAAUACGGCAGCAGAUAUCAUUUUUCUUAUUACAGUCAAUUCGGAGAAAGGGAUGAAGCGGCUGCUGUAGAGGUGACAAUUCUUCUCAUUACGUUCAUCUCAGCAAUCAUCGUCAAUGCCGGGAUGGCCGUUUGUGUGCUCAGAUAUAAAGAGAUUAGAACGCCCACGAACUUGUGCUUGGUGAACUUGGCUGCAGCGGAUCUAUUGUUUGCUCUUGGUAUCCCAGUAGUUGCUUACACCAGAUUAACGCAAUCUUGGAAACUUGGUGACGUGGUUUGCGCAUUAUUACCAUAUUCCGAGUACGUAUGUGGCUUUGUACUUUUAUGGACGCUUACGGUUAUAUCAAUAGAUAGACACAAGUGUUUGGCAGUUGCACCGUAUAGAAGUAUUCUGACUAAUCGAAGAGUGCUUUUCAUUUGUUUAACAACGUGGAUCGUCGCUUUUUUGGUCUUUCUUCCUGUUGCAAUUUGGUUUAAACCACGGGCAGUCUCGGGUGGUGUUACAAUAUGUACUCUUGUAUUUCCACAGAAAUCAGUGGUGAAGAUAUCACUUAUUUUUACCAUAGUAACACUCACCUUUACUUGUCUCUUACCAAUGAGCCUGUUGGUCUAUCACUAUCAACAAAUAUUGAAAAAAAUCCUUAAUACCCGAGAUAGAUGGGCUGUACCCUGUGUUGCUCAGGAUUUAACUGCCAUUAAAGGAAACAGAAGAGACUCGGAAUUAUCGGUGGUAGGAUCAUUAAUACCUUGGAUUGGAAGAAAAUCAUCAACAACGUCGGUUGUAGAACGUACCGGUAGAACUGGCAGUCUGUCGCAACACGAGGAAAUACGUCUUCACAAGCAUAUACGUGUUAUGCGAAUUUUACUGUUAAACGUAGUCGCCGUUUUAGUUAUGUGGUUGCCGAUAACGAUCAUCGCUUUGUUGCUUUUCAUUGAUGCACAGAGGCCACCCGAACAAGCUGACUUUUUCAUGAGAUCCCAUCAUUUCGUAUGGGCACUUAUUACUGCUCAAUUGAAUACUGUGGUCAAUCCUAUUCUUUAUGGUGUUUUCUCAGAGAACUUUAGAGUCUGUGUUAACAAAAUUCUACGACGUUGUUCUAAUAAAAAUGACGAACAAGAAGAUCGUAGUGCUAAUGGUUCAAAGAAAAGUGUCAAAUCAUUGGAUACCCUUCAAGAUCGAUUCGGUGGUCCAAAAAUACACAAUAGUUUUAGAAAUUCAUUGAAACAACCAAAAAGUUCCAGCUGCAGUAUGGGAAGUAUUAUAGAAAUGCCAUGUUCUGAAAAAAUUUAAGCAAUGUUUUUGUAUUUAAAAUCAAUUAUAAUAUUUAAUAAGUUAAUUUUUGUUCUUAUGAAUAAGUGAUAACUGUGUUGUUAAUUAUAUACACAAUUUUAUAAACUUUUUUAAGAAAUUGUUGUAACAAUGAUACAACACAUUUUACGUUAUGACAAUAUUACUUAUAUUUGCGAAUUAAAAGUCAGACAUUUCUUUUCGUA